UGUAAGCAUAGUCGGGUUGUAGCCUUACGGGGGUUUGUACUCAGAUGGAUGGCUCUGCUCGCCGCCACGCUCAGCGAUCUCUCACUCGUUCCAGUGCCAGUGUCAUCGCUCGCUAAAAGUGACGCUCCGGUUUUUUCGCGAUAUGUUCGUUUUUUUGUGAUUGAAAAAAUGACUUCGUUCAUCGUACUUGUUCUGUUGAAUGUUCUCGCCGUCUCCGGAGACAAUUUGGCUCUCCUAUCUGGGACAUUACGAACAUUCCAAAAGGCUUCAUGUGAUGAGGAUACAAUGACGCUCAAGUGUCCAUCUGGUACAAGCAUAUCCAUACAAUUGGCACAAUAUGGAAAAUCGGCACCUUCAAGAACGUUGUGCAACUCAAAGACAUCGAGGAACUUCUUCAAUAUGAACCUGCCAUGCUUAUGGCCUACAGCCCUACAGUAUUCACUUUUGCAGACAGUAGUUGAGGCUUGUCAGAAGAAGAGACAAUGCAAAUUUCGUACUUCGCCUAACACCUUUGGUGGAGAUCCUUGCCCAGGUGUGCCAAAAUAUGUGGAAGUUGCUUUCAAAUGUAGACCCUAUGAAUUUCGAAGUGCCAACGCUUGUGAAAAUGAACGAGUACAUUUAAAAUGCAAUCCAAAUUUUAGGAUUGCUAUUUUAAGUGCCAGUUAUGGAAGAACUGAAUACGAGAGCAUUCAGUGUCCUCAGCCACAGGGUGUACCUGAAGAAACAUGCCUGGUUAGCUAUGCAACAGAAACUGUAAUGAACAUGUGCCAUGGAAAGAGGACUUGUGAGAUUUCAGCAGAUGUCAGGACUUUUGGUAGUCCUUGCAGGCCAGAAUCCAGGAUGUAUUUGAAGGUUGUUCACACUUGUGUUCCUCGUAAAGUUUUGAAAGACCAAUACGACAUGGGACUAGAGCCUGACGAAGUCGAGGAAGCGCAAGAAUUUUCAGAUGAAAACGAUAAGGACGAUUUCGAUUCUUAUGAUGUGGAUACCGCUUUUAUUGGGGAAUCUGCAGCUUCGCCGUCGGCUCCAAACUCGGAGGAAGCCAAAGGAAAUCAGCUUGUGAAGGAUGAACCCACCGUGAACGCUAAAAGUCCAAGUCAAAAGUCUAAAGAUGUCGAUAUAGAGCGCCAAGAACUCUACAUACUGUACCUGAUAAUCAGCAUAGCAUCUGGGGUCGUCAUAUGCCUAACAAUCUUAGUUGGAAGACUCCUCGUGCAACGCAAGAGAGCCAAAAACGAUUCCAAAUCCCAGACUACAAACAUCUCCGAUAACAGCCUCCCAAAUGGAUUCACCGACGACAUCAGCGAAGUAGAUGCUGACAUCGACUUAACAGCACCUCAUCCAGUACCGACUGCACCCUUACACCCUGUACCAAUCGAGGUUUUCACAGAGGUGGUGCACUACCCUCAUGUUCAUUCCCACCACACCUUCCUGAGGAACGAGGGUGUGGAGCCACCAAGAAGUAUCAGUGGCUCGUCAAACCCCCAUUUCUACUACGGAUGACAGGAGGCCUACCCUCCAACUGGAGGACUGCAGAAUUUCCACCACCAACACCAAAUAACUGUUUCCACCCCCAUGUGAAUGUAUUGAAUUUAGUGUGUUAAAUAAAUGUCUAUUAUAAUUCGAGGAUGCGAGGAAUUCGGUGAAAGAACUGACAGUGAUAAGGAGCUUGGUUUUGGGGAAAGUUCUAACUAAAAUCCUUGCGUGAGAUGAAUAUUAUAUUCGACGACAACUGAACACUAGAGGUGAAGUUCUGAACUGGUUUUAGAAAUUUAGAGGAGAAAUUGUGGUUUAGGGACUGAAGGACCCGGUGAGAGAGACAAAAAUAAUUGUGGCAAAUUAUAGAGGUUUAUUAUUAUAAUUCCUUAUAGUGGUUCUGUGUAUCUCGGUGAUGAUAACUACAGAUUAUUAUACAUUUUUGUUUAACAUAUCAAUGGAAAUAAACGGAUAAAUCGAUGUCAAAAAUCUUAUAACUGUCAUCAUGUAAACUGGGAAUUCUCAAUUGGGAAUUACUCCUUAAAUAUAGAAACAUUCGAUGUUAUACUACCAUGCUACUACCACUGUGCACAAUCCCACUAAACAAUUAUUAUGUAUAUGAAAAAUUUAGAAUUCUAUCCAUUCGGUUGAAUUAUAUUAUAUCUUGAUACUGACUGAUUUUAUAUUUAUGUUAUAUACUUCUGUCAAAAAUAUUUGUACAAUUUUCAAUAUAUAUUUAUUUCUUAUUUUGAA
Harmonia axyridis is the source of this 2229-nucleotide messenger RNA. Its product is annotated as protein eva-1 homolog C. The record is from RefSeq and is a predicted model, not a curated record. The transcript has 7 exons. The coding region runs from base 49 to 1503 and encodes 484 amino acids. Gene Ontology annotation, molecular function: carbohydrate binding. NCBI's taxonomy places the organism in Eukaryota, Metazoa, Arthropoda, Insecta, Coleoptera, Coccinellidae.